Marchantia polymorpha subsp. ruderalis is the source of this 4723-nucleotide messenger RNA. The record is from the annotation of a GenBank genome assembly. NCBI's taxonomy places the organism in Eukaryota, Viridiplantae, Streptophyta, Marchantiopsida, Marchantiales, Marchantiaceae.
AGCCAUUCCUUGCAACCAAGAGACGGAUUCGCGCGCUCUCUGGUCGAUUUUGAGAUUUCCUUCGGAAGAUCUGUCGAGGUUGUGGGGUGGUGCCAUAAUCGUCGAGGUCGGAACAAAGCGGGGAAAUUCGGGGCGAUGGGACAUGGUUUUCGGGACGAGGAAUAUGCUGGGGAAUAGGGCUCUCUUGUCGCUAGCUCGAUGGGAUGGGGGAUUAAAAAGGAGGAGAAAUUAGGAACUUUAAUUUUAAGAAUGUGGUGAGGUGGCCGGCCGGGUUCACGACCGUGGUUGGACUUGUGCGCAGGGGAGGCAGAUUCCUCUCGGGCCCAGAGGCGAAGGCGCUGCGGUUGCUUCCAUUGGUCUGACCUGGCCGAUGGAUGGUCCCUCCCGGAGUCCGACAUCUGUGAUGCGGUCCGACUGAAGAAAUGCGCCUAUUAUAAGCCGGGCUUGCGUUCGAGCACCUCGCCACACACAUUGGCCCUGCUCGGUAGCUUUUGGGGCCUGUUGUAAGCGCACGAGGGAGCAUGUACACCGAAUUCGGGCUGGCUUCUGUGUCUCAGUGAUCUGCGGAGUCUCGAGGCGAAUUAUGCAAAUGCGGACUGGUCGGAGUUGAUAUAUAGAAAGGCGCAGAGCCUGCCCGUGGAGACUGAGUAUAUUGUAGCGAGGCCUGCCAGCUGAUUGCCGAAGUGAGUUUGUUCUGUUUUCUUCAAACUCGUUCUACUUCAGAGGAGACCGUGUGAAGCCAUGGCGAGAAAAACGUCUGAUGUGAUGGUGAAGGCCCUCGAGAACGAGGGCAUCGAGUACAUAUUUGGUAUUCCUGGAGAAGAGAAUCUCGAUCUUCUCGAUUCUCUGAAGAAUUCGACAAUCAAGCUGGUGGUAACAAGGCAUGAACAGGCCGCAGGGUUCAUGGCUGCAACAGUCGGUAGAUUGAGUGGCAAAGUUGGUGUUGCUUUGUCCACAUUGGGACCAGGGGCAACCAAUUUCGCCACAGCUGCUGCAUAUGCUCAGCUUGCUGGAUUUGCCAUGAUGAUGAUCACGGGUCAGAAGCCCAUUCGAAAAAGUAAGCAAGGUUCCUUCCAGAUCGUGGACAUCGUUGAAAACAUGCGCCCAAUAACGAAGUUUACGAAGCAAAUAGCAGACGGAGAACUCGUGACGUCGCUUGUAAGAGAAGCCAUAAGAGUGUCUGAAGAAGAAAAACCUGGAGCUGUACAUCUUGAAUUACCGGAAGAUAUAGCAGAACAGAUGACCGACGCUCAAGUAUUUCCAGUUCAUCCCGUGAGGAGACCGAUAGCAGAAGUGAAGGCUAUCCAGAAGGCCAUCGACAUGAUUGAGGCUGCCGACACUCCACUACUACUUAUCGGUGCUGGCGCCAACCGCAAAAGAACUCAGAAAAUGCUUCGAGAAUUUGUAGACGAACUUGGCAUACCCUUCGUCUCAACCCAAAUGGGAAAAGGUGUCGUUACGGAGGCCCAUCCAUUGUAUCUGGGUUGCUGUGCGUUGUCGGCCAAGGAUUACGAGCAUGUCUGCAUCGAGAAAGCCGACCUCAUUAUAAUGGUUGGGCACGAUGUUGUUGAGAAACCACCGUUUAUUAUGCAACAUGGAAAGCCUCCAUUGGUUAUUCAUAUCCACUUCUACACCGCGAAGGUGGACAAUGUGUACUUCCCACAGUUGGAAGUUGUCGGAGAUAUUGCCAAUACAAUCUGGCAAAUUAAGGAGGGUAUGAAGAAGCAGGAUCACUGGGAUUACACCUUCAUCCAUAAGGUCAAGAAAGAGUUGGAAGCGCACCUGCUUAUAGGUAUAGAUGACAACAGGUUUCCAUUGAUGCCACAGCGAAUUGUGCAUGAUCUCAGAAAGGCUAUGCCGGAUGAUGGGAUUGCGUGUCUUGAUAACGGAAUGUACAAGAUCUGGUUUGCAAGAUGUUACAAGGCUUAUGAACCCAAUACUCUGCUACUUGACAAUGCUCUAGCAACUAUGGGAGCAGGUCUUCCCUCUGCAAUGGCUGCAGCCUUACUAUAUCCAGAGAAGAAGAUCGUGGCUGUUUGUGGAGACGGUGGUUUCAUGAUGAAUUCUCAGGAGAUGGAGACUGCAGUUCGCUUGGACCUUAAUCUCACGGUUCUUGUCUUGAAUGACAAUGCAUAUGGCAUGAUUAAGUGGAAGCAGAAUGCCAGCCAUUUUGACAAGUUUGGACUGGAUUUGAAAAAUCCAGACUUCGUAGCCUACGCACAGAGCUAUGGCGCAAAAGGAUAUCGAGUAACUGCAGCUGAUGAGUUCUCCAAAAUUUUGCAAGAAUGCUUGCAUGGCUCCGAAAGAGGUGUCAAGCUUAUUGAGGUACCUGUUGAUUAUACGUGGGCUAACAUGAUUCUUGACAAAGAGCUGCCCGGAAUAAUCAAUGACAUAAUGCCAGCUACAAAACCGAGAAUCUCCUAUUCGCUAUCAAUGGCAUCAAAUGUACCACAAACGGUAGACGAAGUUCCAUCUCCAACACGGGGGACAUCUGCGACCCCAUCUUCAAAACUUGACUCGGUUAAAGCCGAGCAUCCACAGACUGUGGACGGAGUUGAAGAAUCAAGUGCCGUUUCGAAUGAGCAAGAAACGUUGGCUCCUGAUGUGGUAGCAAAAGAAGUCCCUGAAAACUUCGAAUCAAAGCAUGAAGAAUCAGAAGUGAAGUUGUAUCCAAUGUAUCUCGCCAACAGGGCCAUGACUCCCAAUUCGCAACUCGAAGUCAUCAAUAAGUACACAAAUAAAGUUGCAGCCCGAUGUGCUAUGGCUAGCCCAGCGGAUAUCCAUAAUGCAGUAGCUGCAGCUGAAAAGGCACUACCUGCGAUGGCUGCGAUGGCAAGUUAUGAGAGAAAAGCUGUACUGGAGAAGGUGGUGGAUGAAGUAAAAGCGCGUUUCGAAGAGUUUGCCCAUGCUUUAUGUGUGGAAGCCGGCAAGCCCAUAAGGGAUUCAAGAGGCGAGGUACAGCGACUUAUUGACACCUUCACGAUCGCAGCUGAAGAAAGUGUUCGCAUCUAUGGUGAAUAUGCUCCUUUGGACAUUUCAGAGCGUUGCAAAGGUUAUCAGUCCUUGGUUCGUCGUUUUCCUAUCGGACCAGUGAGCAUGAUCAGUCCAUUCAACUUCCCUCUUAACCUGGCUGCUCAUAAGAUUGCGCCAGCUUUAGCCGUUGGAUGUCCAUUUGUCUUAAAACCAGCCAGUCGCACACCUUUAGGAGCUUUACUUCUAGGAGAGAUUUUGUCACGCUGCAACCUACCCGAAGGAGCAUUCUCUAUACUUCCCUGCUCCAGGGAUGCCGCAGAUCUAUUCGUGACGGAUGAUAGAUUUAAAUUGCUCUCUUUCACCGGGUCUCCAACGAUUGGAUGGGAUAUGAAGGCAAGAGCUGGUAAGAAGAAAGUGGUCCUUGAACUCGGGGGGAAUGCAGCAUGUGUGGUGGAGGAUAUUGUACCCGAUCUUGAGACAAUCGUGGAGCGAAUCAUUCAUGGAGCAUUUUAUCAAAGCGGCCAGUCGUGUAUUAGCGUUCAGCGUGUAUAUAUUCGUGAGGAGCUUUACGAAACCGUAUCAAGCGCUUUAGUUGCAAAAGCAUCCACUCUUGUCAAGGGUGAUCCCAGUGAUGAGAAAACAUUUAUUGGCCCCCUGAUUUCUGAAUCAGAUGCAAAGAGAAUUGAAGGAUGGGUAAACGAAGCUGUUAAAGGAGGAGCUAGGGUUUUAACAGGGGGAAAGCGAGAUGGCGCUUUCUAUGACGCAACCAUAUUGGAGGACGUUUCACCUGAAGCACAGGUCCAUACCGAGGAGGUUUUCGGACCAACUAUGGAACUUGCAUCAUACAAAGAUUAUAAAACUGCAAUUGCCAACGUCAACCAAUCAAAGUUUGGUUUGCAGGCCGGAGUUUUUGUGGCUGACUUAAAUAAAGCUUUUUAUGCUUUCGAGCAACUAGACGUGGGCGGUGUUUGUAUUAACGACGCUCCGAGUAUGAGAAUCGAUUCACAGCCAUACGGGGGUGUGAAAGACUCCGGACUAGGACGAGAAGGUGUGAGAUAUGCCAUGGAGGAUAUGACAGAAUUACGAGUCAUGCUGCUCAGAAAUGCGGGUCAACUGGCAUGAAUUACAUCUUUGUCAAAUACAUAUUAUGAUGUCUUAAGGUACCGGAGUUGCAACUUUGAGACCAUACAGAGUUUAUCUGUUGUACAAUUGUACCUUUAGCUUGCAAUGAAUUUGUAUAUUCGUAGUAUUUAUUUGUUGUAUAAAUUCAUAUUCAAGUCAACAUGACGAUCGAGGAAGUAAAAUUCCCCAUGUUGGACGUUUCCCUUGAAUAUUGAAGCAAGAGUACUCUCUGUAAUUUAUUUUGACAUCAUAUCGUAACCUUUGGUUUAUGCGCUGUAUCAUGAGAUAGAAAUGAAUCAGUAUUUUCUCAGUUUCUAGUUAAAGAACAUUUGGUACAAUAGUAUCAACAGGUCAACGAAAUGAAUGUACUUUUUCCUGCAAAACGAAAAUUAUGUCUACCUGGAGAUGCGACUAUAUGCGUGUUGCACUUUGCAACAGAAUCUGUACACCAUUAUCCAUCUCCUUUAAAGUAAUUGCGCGGAGUUAUUGGUGAAAUUCGUCACAUGUUUAUGUUAGUUAUGAUUCGUGUUUGCGCAAGCGGAAGUAAAACUGAUCUAGAAGAAAUGAAUCGAAUGCAACUGGUAAUCGCAUUCAAAGAGAGAUCAGAGCAUUUAUGCUUCCUAUUCAA